Messenger RNA from Neltuma alba, 1935 nucleotides. RefSeq names its product squalene monooxygenase. Lineage: Eukaryota; Viridiplantae; Streptophyta; Magnoliopsida; Fabales; Fabaceae. Gene Ontology annotation, cellular component: endoplasmic reticulum; membrane. Gene Ontology annotation, molecular function: squalene monooxygenase activity; flavin adenine dinucleotide binding. The transcript has 8 exons. Gene Ontology annotation, biological process: sterol biosynthetic process. The coding region runs from base 135 to 1706 and encodes 523 amino acids. The record is from RefSeq and is a predicted model, not a curated record.
CCAAGUACAGCGAGGACAACUUGCGUGCAUCCCUUUUUCUCAUCAUCAUCAUCAUCAUUUUUAUUCACCACAACUUUCACUCAACGUCUCUACCUGCUUUCUUUGAUUUUCUGACGAAAAUUUCACCAACUGAUAUGGAUUAUCAGUAUCUUCUGGGAGGAAUCCUAGCUUCUGGUUUAGUGGUUGCGUUUCUUCUUUCUGCGUCAAAAUUUGCCAAAAAGAGCAAGCUGAUCAAGAGUUCAUCUAUAAAGGUGCCAAAAACAAACGGUUCUGCAGAAUCAAAAGAUCCAGAGAUUGGAGAAGAUACCGAUAUUAUCAUUGUGGGUGCUGGAGUUGCUGGUUCAGCUCUGGCUUACACGCUUGGAAAGGAUGGAAGGCGAGUUCAUGUGAUUGAAAGGGACUUAAGAGAACCUGACAGGAUUGUGGGUGAAUUGUUACAGCCUGGAGGCUAUUUGAAGUUAGUUCAGCUGGGCCUUCAGGAUUGUGUGGAUGAGAUAGAUGCUCAGGAAGUGUUUGGUUACGCUCUGUAUAAGGAUGGCAAAAGCACCAAACUCUCAUAUCCUUUGGACAAGUUUGAGUCUGAUGUCUCUGGCAGAAGCUUUCACAAUGGCCGUUUCAUCCACAGAAUGCGACAAAAAGCUGCCUCUCUUCCCAACGUAAAACUAGAACAAGGAACGGUGACAUCUUUAGUUGAAGAAAAAGGAACCACCAAAGGAGUUUAUUACAAAACAAAGAGUGGAAAUGAGCUCAUGGCGAAGGCUCCCCUUACCAUUGUUUGUGAUGGCUGUUUCUCCAACUUGAGGCGUUCUCUCUGUAACCCUAAGGUUGAAGUGCCUUCUCACUUUGUGGGUCUAGUGCUGAAGAACUGUGAGCUUCCAUAUGCAAACCAUGGGCACGUAAUAUUGGGUGAUCCUUCUCCCAUCUUAUUCUAUCCAAUCAGCAGCACCGAGAUUCGAUGUUUGGUUGAUGUUCCUGGCAAAACACUGCCUUCCCUUGCCUCUGGUGAAAUGGCUCAUUACUUGAAAACUGUAGUAGCUCCUCAGGUGCCUCCGGAGUUGUAUAAUAAUUUUAUAGAAGCUAUAGAGAAAGGGAACAUAAGAAGCAUGCCAAACAAGAGUAUGCCAGCGUCUCCAUAUUCCACACCUGGUGCUCUUUUAAUGGGAGAUGCCUUCAAUAUGCGUCACCCUCUCACAGGUGGAGGCAUGACUGUGGCUCUCUCCGACAUUGUCGUUCUGAGGGAUCUUCUCAGACCUCUUCCUGAUCUCCACGACGCCUCUGCUCUCUCCAAAUACCUCCAAUCUUUUUACACACUCCGCAAGCCAGUGGCAUCAACGAUCAACACACUAGCAGGAGCACUGUACAAGGUGUUCAGUGCAUCACCAGAUCCAGCAAGGAAAGAAAUGAGACGAGCUUGUUUUGAUUACUUGAGCCUAGGAGGUGUCUUCUCAGAGGGACCAGUGGCCUUAUUGUCUGGUCUAAACCCUAAGCCUCUCAGCUUGGUCCUUCACUUCUUUGCUGUUGCUGUCUUUGGGGUUGGACGCCUGCUCUUACCUUUCCCUUCUCCCAAACGCAUUUGGAUUGGUGUUCGAUUGAUCUCCGCCGCAUCAGGCAUCAUAUUCCCUAUAAUAAAGGCGGAAGGAGUAAGGCAAAUGUUCUUUCCUGCGAUUGUGCCUGCAUAUUAUAGAACAACUCCUGUUCAAGCAUAGAGUAUCCAAUGUAACAUCACAUAAUACCCAAUUAAGCUUACUAUCUAUUAUGCAUAUACAUUAAUUCCUAUCCCACGGUUCAUCUUUGGUCAUUAAAAAUUAAAAGUGUCUUGGUGUAUCCCCCCCCCCCCAAAUACUUUAGAGAGAGAGAGAGAGAUGAAAGUGUAAAUUUUUGAAUAAUUCUUAUUCAAGAAAUAAUGGCUAAAUUAUAGAUAACCUAUUGAAGUUA